AUGCAAACAAAUACAUACAUACAUACAUACACAUCAUUAAUCUUUUUUUUACUGUACCGCCUUGUCGUUUUCGUUAUUCAAUUGCGACAACGACAUAUCCCGUAUCGUCAAAUUCAGGAUAAUAAAGAUGGAAUAACAAUCAUCAUCGGACCGUUUCAUAAAUCAACGAAUCUAACUGCAACAAUGAUGAUGUUUAAUCAAUCACGUUUUCAUACGAAUUUUACUAAGAUCAUCCCGAUAAAAACAUCAAUUGGUGAUCAGAAGAAUCUAACUAAUACAACGAUUCAAUCCGAUGAAAAGAAAACUCCCAUGGAUCAUUUUCGAAUAUCUGUCGAAGCACAUGAAUACGAUCUCGCACAUGAUCAAGAAUCUUUGGAAUUUCGGAACUGUUUGGAAGCGUGUGAAAUCUAUGAACGUAAUGAAUUGAAACCCGAUCAUGAUUGUAUUCGAAAGAAAUGUCUCAAGGAUAUAACAGGCAUUUGA
This is a messenger RNA of Adineta ricciae, 483 nucleotides long. Lineage: Eukaryota; Metazoa; Rotifera; Eurotatoria; Adinetida; Adinetidae. The record is from the annotation of a GenBank genome assembly.